AACGGAAUUGCUUGGGCCGAUAUAAACCGUCUGGACGCUGGCUGCAUUAGCUAAAGUUGGGAGUCAGCGGCGUGACUAGCCGGCGGCCAUUUCACAACAGUUUUUUUCAGCUAAUUUAAAUAACGUGGAGCUGCGGGAGGAUCAGGGGAGGAUGUAGGCGACGUCUGCUGACAUCUGCACGGCAGUGGUUUCUCCCUCCGGGCCGAGGACGACAAACAACAACCGCCAAAUCCUCGAAAAGACGCUCGAACUCACAUGACCGGCCGACGAGGAUAUAAACCCCGACAGUGAUGGGGCGCUGUUCACGCAAACUGGGCGUGCUCGCCAAGGCGUUCUUCCUUCUGUGGCUACUCUGGCUGGGCUAUCUUCUACUUGCUCUCUCCCCCUUACCGUCCUCAACAUCAUCCUCCGCUGACACGCUUGAGCUAAAGCCUCGGAAAUCCGAUGCGGAGAACCUGGCCGCGCCCCUCUACGCCAAGCCGCCGGCAGAUGGCAACGCCCCGGGUGAGUGGGGUCGGGCGACCAAACCCGACCUGAGUCCGGAGGAGAAGAAGCAAGCGCAGGAGAGCGUGGAGCUCUACGCCAUCAACAUCUUUGUCAGCGACAAGAUUUCUCUACACAGACAUAUUAAAGACAACAGGAUGCCUGAGUGCCGCAGUAAGCAGUUUGACUACCACCAUUUACCCACCACAUCGGUCAUCAUCACUUUCUACAACGAGGCCUGGUCCACGCUGCUCAGGACGGUCCACAGCGUCCUGGAGACGACGCCCGCCAUCCUGCUGAAGGAAGUCAUCUUGAUCGACGACUACAGCGACAAAGACUAUCUAAAAAGCCAGCUGGCCGAAUACCUCGGCAACCUGAAGCGCGUUCGUCUCAUCCGUACCAACAAGCGCGAGGGCCUGGUCCGGGCCCGUCUCAUCGGCGGCCGCUUCGCCACUGGCGACGUGCUCACCUUCCUGGACUGUCACUGUGAGUGCGUUACGGGCUGGAUCGAGCCGCUGCUGGAAAGGAUCAGACAGAAUCCCAGCACCAUCAUGUGUCCUGUGAUCGACACCAUUGACUGGAACACUUUUGAGUUUUACAUGGAGACGGGCUUGCCCAUGAGGGGGGGCUUCGACUGGAGGCUCACCUUCCAGUGGCACGCCGUGCCCGAGAGGGAACGCCAGCGCCGAACCUCGCGUAUCGAUCCCAUCAGGUCUCCGACAAUGGCGGGCGGCUUGUUCGCGGUUAGCAAGGCCUACUUUCAGUACCUGGGCACUUACGACAUGAGCAUGGAAGUGUGGGGCGGAGAGAAUCUGGAGCUCUCCUUUCGGGUGUGGCAGUGCGGCGGCAGCCUGGAGAUCGACCCGUGCUCCCACGUGGGGCACGUUUUCCCCAAGAAGGCUCCGUACCCACGGCCCAAAUUCUUGCAGAACACAGUGCGGGCGGCCGAGGUCUGGAUGGACUCCUACAAGCAACACUUCUACAAGAGGAAUCCGCCCGCCAGAAAGGAGAACUACGGCGACAUUUCCGAACGCCUGCAGCUGAAAGAGCGGCUCGAGUGCAAAUCAUUCCACUGGUACCUGACCAACAUCUACCCAGAACUGCACGUACCCGAGGACAGGGAUGGCUGGCACGGCGCUGUGCGCAGCUCGGGUAUCCCUUCGGAGUGUCUGGACUACAACGCCCCAGACCACAAUUACACCGGCUCGCACCUUUCGCUGUUUGGCUGUCACGGCCAGGGAGGGAAUCAGUACUUUGAGUACACGUCCCAAAAGGAAAUCCGCUUCAAUUCGGUGACGGAGCUUUGCGCCGAGGUGCUCCAAGACAAGAAGGCCGUCGGCAUGAGGCACUGCCCUGGCGACCAACGUUCCACGCCGGCCAGCAUCCAAUGGGAGUUUCGAGACGUAAGCCGACUUUGCGUUUUCCUAUCGUCCGUCUCGCUCUCGAUGGCUUGUUUUCUUCUCUCGUCUACCACCAGGACAAAAGCAUUUACCACCCCCACUCGGACAAAUGCAUCACGGCUUACCGGACUCCCGAUGGCCGCGCUCACAUCCAGAUGAGGCCCUGUGACCCGCUCGAUCAAAACCAGCAGUGGAAGUUUGAGUAAAGCUGAAAGCACAGGAACCUAAGUGACCUUCUUAUUUCCCUCCUCACUCUUGGUGAAAGACAAUUGAGGGAAAUGUGAGCCUUUGUCCCCGUUAAGUGCUUUUUUUUUUGCUGCAGAGAGAUCGAGAAUGCUGACUUUUAGCUGUCAUGUAGCAUUUCAGUGCCUCUGGAAAACUGACACACUCACAAAGUGCCUGCCUGUGCCACUCCAAACCAGCAGGGGGCCGCCCCGGGCGAAACGACUUUGGGUGCGGGCGUUGAAAAAAUGUUAUGCUAAAAUGUAAUGCUGAAAUAACUAAAAAGUAUUUAUCGCGGUACUGCGAGAUACGAAUGACGUGACUAUUCAUUUCAAUGAGGAAGUAUUUACCACGAUGUUUUGAAUUAUGAGUGUAGAUGUGGAACAAAAUGAAGUCUUAUUUCAAUGCGCCCCACUAUUUUUGAGGCAAAAAGCCCUACUUUUGUCUAAACGAAGCUAUUUCUCUUGCCAAAAUCAUUUUUGAAGGUUGACAGAUACAAAAAUACAACAAAUUUGAUCUCAUUUUUUUAUGAGUAUCGUUUUUCUUUUUUUUUUUUUUUUUUUUUAUUAUAUAGUGACAGUGAGUUAAAAAUGACUUUGGCAAUUGGGUUAAAAACAUAUUUAACCUUAUCAACCUUUUGGAAUUUCUCAGAUUUCUGCAUAAAAUCACCAUCAAAUGUGAUCGGAUCUUUGUCAAAAUCACACAGGUGAAAAAACUGUGUCUGCUUUAACUAAAACCACCCAAAUAUGUAUAGAUGUUCAUAUUUUAAUGAAGAUAGCAAGCAAACAAUGACAAAAGGGGGAAAAAAUAAGUAAGUGAACCAUCACAUUUAAUAUUUUGUGGGCAAAAACUUCAACCAGACGCUUCCUGUAGCUACAGAUCAGUCUGGCACAUGGAUCAGGACUAAUCUUGGCUCAUUCUUCUCUACAAAACUGCUGUGGUUCAGUCAGAUUCCUGGGAUGUCUGGCAUAAAUCGCCGUCUUUACGUCAUGCCACAGUAUCUCAAUGGGAUUCAAGUCUGGACCUGUGUAUUUUGUUCCUCUGAAACCAUUCUGAAGUUGAUUUACUUCUGUGUUUUGGAUCAUUGUCUUGUUGUAGCAUCUAUCCUCUUUUUAGCUUCAACUGUCUGAUAGAAGGCCUCAGGUUUUCCUGCAAAACUUCAUUGUUCCAUUAAUUAUUGCAAGUAGUCCAGGCUCUGAGGCAGCAAAACAGCCCCAAGCAGUGGCUUCCUUUGUUUAGUCCCUCCAUGAGCACCAUUCUUGGCCAUAGUUUUACAUAUAGUUGAUGUGUGCACAGAGAAAUUGGAAUGUGCCAGUGAUUUCUGUUCUUUUUUUACCUCUGAGUAUUCUGCGCUAAACUCUUGACAUCAUCUUUGGUGGACGGACACUCCUUGGGAGAGAAGCAACUGUGCCAAACGCUCUCCAUUUGUAGGCAACUUCUCUGACUGUGGAUUGAUGAACAUCCAGACUUUUAGAGAUGGUUUUGCAUCCUUUUUUCAGCUUUAUACAAAUCAACAAUCCUUGAUCGCAGGUCUUCAGACGGCUCUUGUAACCGAGCCAUGAUGCUUCUCAUCAAGACCUUUCUUACCAGGUGUGUGUUUUAUAGUGGGCAGGGCAGCUUUAAACCACUUUCCAGUGAUUGGGCACACACCUGACUUAAAUAGUUUGGCAAAAAUUGGUUUCAAUUGCACUUUAAAUCUCCUUUGACAGAGGGAUCACUUAUUUUCCCCUCUUCUGUCUUUGUUUGCAUGCUAUCCUCAUUAAAAUAUGAAAACCUAUCAAUGUUUGGGUGGUUUUAGUUCGAGCAGACAGUUUUUUCAUCUGUGAAAUUUUUACCACAGAUCACAUUUGAUGGUGAUUUUAUGCAGAAACUUGAGAAACUCCAAAAGGUUCAGAUAGUUUUUCAAACCACUGUAUGAAAUGGUAAAAAACCGUCACAUUUUUGUGCCAAAUUUGUUUUCUACAUAUAAAAUUACAUUAAUGAAGUCAUGCAGAAAAAUUCUUGGCUUGAUCGGCAAUUUAUAACAACUGCUUGAAAAGAUUUUUGAUGCGAAUUAUCAUGCAAACCUGAAAAAACGACAGCCGAGGUUUUUAAAGAUAAUAUAAAAUACUAUAAAGGGAGGUCACCUUUACUACAAAUAAAGUGCAAUUUUUCCUUUGGGAAUGAUACUACUAACCCCUGACAGAUUUAAUAGAUUUUAAAUGAGAUUAAAAGAACGAAAACAUCACCGUUGGAUGAAUUUAGUCGCCGUUUGACUUUAAACACGCCUCUGCUGGAUGUUUUAAUGAAGACUGUUAUGUCUGACCGUACUUGAAAUGGGGAAAAUGGAGGAAUUUUGUGUUUUUGGACUACUGUUGUCAAGUUUGUGGGACAAAGUUGAUGUAAGAACUCCUGAAACUACUGAUGUAAUGCAGGCAAUACUUGAUUUGAAGGAAAUGAAUUAAAGACAUUUAAUGAUUUGCAA
This is a messenger RNA of Corythoichthys intestinalis (scribbled pipefish), 4569 nucleotides long. RefSeq names its product POC1 centriolar protein homolog B (Chlamydomonas), like (gene galnt4). Gene Ontology annotation, cellular component: Golgi apparatus. NCBI's taxonomy places the organism in Eukaryota, Metazoa, Chordata, Actinopteri, Syngnathiformes, Syngnathidae. The transcript is spliced from 11 exons. Gene Ontology annotation, biological process: protein O-linked glycosylation. The record is from RefSeq and is a predicted model, not a curated record. Gene Ontology annotation, molecular function: polypeptide N-acetylgalactosaminyltransferase activity. Bases 291 to 2042 code for a protein of 583 amino acids.